Messenger RNA from Baudoinia panamericana UAMH 10762, 401 nucleotides. RefSeq lists its product as uncharacterized. The transcript has a single exon. Lineage: Eukaryota; Fungi; Ascomycota; Dothideomycetes; Mycosphaerellales; Teratosphaeriaceae. The annotation marks the transcript as partial. The record is from RefSeq and is a predicted model, not a curated record.
GCAUGCAAUUGGCGGCCGCAGGACAAUCGUGUUCAGAAAAUGCUCCAGUAAUAACAAUGGAGACGGCUUGCCCACGACACGAACACAACCGUGAGUCAGGGAGACGGAGGAUGGACGGCAUGGUCUCCAACGGUUGGCAUUUUGGACGUCACCCUCGAGAAUAGUCGAGUCGUUCAGCACAGCUCCUCCAUCACGACGGAGCUGACGUGGCAGGUUUUGUUCAUCUAUAGUCACUUUGUGCUGAUGGACUAUGUAGCAGCAACGCGAUAUCAGAGACUGAGGCUAUCGGAAAUGGAUGGAAGUUGAUUGGACCUCUAACUUCCUCGGCACCUACAUGUUUAGCAGCACGCCCGAGUCGUAAGAUUGCAAACGUUAUUGACGUGAUUCACCGUCCAGCGGGC